AGUCAAUAGUGGAAGUACAUAGUUUUAUUAUAAUCUGCGAAUUUGUAAAAAAAAUACUUGUGAAAAGUGUUUUCUGAAGAGAGGAAAAAUUAAAUCUGUGCAAUAUUCAGAAAAAUAAGUUUUCAUAAUUUUAUAUCGAUUAUAAUUAAGUAAAUUUUUAUUUUAAUUGUGAGUGAGUGAACAAAAAAAAUGUCUGAAAAUGAAGACAAUGAAGAAAUGGAAUAUGAUAACGAUAUUGAAGAUUAUUACAAUUCAGGAGAAGAUUGUGAUAUCGAGCAGAUAGACCCGAAAAAAACCGAUCCGGAAUAUUUUGAAUUUGAGUGUUUAAAUGUAGAAGAAGUUGAAAAAUUAUUAAAUGAAUCUGUGGAAAAACUUAGCACAAUUUUGCAAAUAACGCCAUCUUUAGCUAAGGUGCUUCUUCAUGAACAUAAAUGGACAAUUCAAAAUAUCAUUGAAAAAUAUCGUGAAAAUGCCAGUAAUUUACUAAUUAGUGCACGAAUCAAACCUCCACUGAGUCAAUCCGCUUCGAACAUAACGCAAAUUUCUAUACCAUCCACAUCGCAAGGUGCUGCCUUACAUUUAGUAACUACUUCAGCUACUAUUUUUACGGCACCAUCAACUUCAAGACGAACUGCUAGUCUUUUAUGCCCGGUGUGUGUAAAUACCCAAUCUAUAGAUCGUUUUCAUAGUUUAGCUUGCGGUCAUUCUUUUUGCAAAGAUUGUUGGUCCAUGCAUUUUGAAACUCAAAUAUUUCAAGGUAUAUCAACUCAAAUCGGAUGUAUGGCUCCAAUGUGUAAUGUUAGAGUACCAGAAGAUUUUGUUUUAAAUUUAGUACAAAGACCAAUAUUACGUGAAAAAUGGCAAAAAUUUGCAUUUCAGGAUUACGUAAAAUCUCACCCAGAAUUACGUUAUUGCCCGGGCCCUAAUUGUCAAAUUAUAAUUCGUAGUCAGGAUAUACAACCCAAAAGAGCCGUAUGUAAAUCGUGCAACACAUCAUUUUGUUUCAAAUGCAGUACUGAUUACCAUGCGCCAACUGAUUGUCAAGUCAUAAAAAAAUGGUUAACAAAAUGUGCUGACGAUAGUGAAACAGCUAAUUAUAUUAGUGCCAACACCAAAGACUGUCCAAAGUGUCAUAUAUGUAUUGAAAAAAAUGGUGGUUGUAAUCACAUGCAGUGUUUCCAUUGUAAACAUGAUUUUUGUUGGAUGUGUUUGGGAGAUUGGAAAUCUCAUGGUUCUGAAUAUUAUGAAUGCUCAAGAUAUCGUGAUAACCCAAAUAUUGCAAAUGAAUCAGUUCAUGCUCAAGCACGCGAGGCUUUAAAAAAAUAUUUACAUUAUUAUGAGCGUUGGGAAAACCAUUCGAAAUCGUUACAAUUAGAACAACAAACUCUUGAUAGAUUAAGGGCUAGAGUUAAUGAAAAAGUUAUGAAAGGUUGGGGUACAUGGAUUGAUUGGCAAUAUUUGUUUAAUGCGGCAGGAUUGUUAGCUAAAUGUAGAUACACACUGCAAUAUACAUACCCUUAUGCAUAUUUCAUGGAAGCUGGUAGUAGAAAAGAUCUCUUCGAAUAUCAACAGGCCCAGCUAGAAGCCGAAAUUGAAAAUUUGUCAUGGAAAAUCGAAAGAGCAGAGACAACGGAUUUAGGUGACUUAGAAAAUCAAAUGGAUAUUGCUGAAAAAAGGAGAACAACAUUGCUAAAGGAUUUUUUUCCAAUAGCAGGAAAUAGUUCUUAAUGAAAAUUAAACUAAUAUAUAAUUUUAAUCAGGAUUUAAUUUAUAUCAAGAAAUAAUUCUACUCUCCUAUAAUAUAAUAUAAUCUAAAAUGAUUUCCCCUUUCUAUAAAACCAAAAUAAUACUACAAAUCAAAAUUAUUAGGCAAAUCUAAUUUGUUUUAUUGAAUAUGCAUAAGUAAUCUUUGAUAAAUUUGCUAAAUUUUAGUAAAUAUACAAUUAACCGUGAAAAUUUUACUGCAAAUUACUUACUGCUCUUUGUUAAAAUUUUA
Molecule: messenger RNA, 1996 nt
Organism: Condylostylus longicornis
Lineage: Eukaryota; Metazoa; Arthropoda; Insecta; Diptera; Dolichopodidae
Gene: ari-2
Product: potential E3 ubiquitin-protein ligase ariadne-2
Exons: 3
Coding region: 190-1728 (512 amino acids)
Biological process (GO): protein polyubiquitination; ubiquitin-dependent protein catabolic process; positive regulation of proteasomal ubiquitin-dependent protein catabolic process
Cellular component (GO): cytoplasm; ubiquitin ligase complex
Molecular function (GO): ubiquitin conjugating enzyme binding; zinc ion binding; ubiquitin protein ligase activity
Source: RefSeq, a predicted model, not a curated record